Messenger RNA from Danio aesculapii, 1776 nucleotides. RefSeq names its product regulation of nuclear pre-mRNA domain containing 1B (gene rprd1b). The transcript has 8 exons. The coding region runs from base 273 to 1283 and encodes 336 amino acids. Lineage: Eukaryota; Metazoa; Chordata; Actinopteri; Cypriniformes; Danionidae. Gene Ontology annotation, molecular function: RNA polymerase II C-terminal domain binding. The record is from RefSeq and is a predicted model, not a curated record. Gene Ontology annotation, biological process: mRNA 3'-end processing. Gene Ontology annotation, cellular component: RNA polymerase II, holoenzyme.
GUCACGCGAGACGCGACGCUCGUUUGUUUAUCAUCAACCCAACUCGCAACAAAAUCUCAUCGUGUUCAGACAUUUUUAAAAAAGUUUCAAGCAACCAAAACACAACUUUGCGUGUUAUUAACGCGAUUUAGUAACAUUUCUGUUCAAAUAAGCGUUCUGACCCGCGGUAGUUCGUAUGUGAUUGGUUUCCGCGUGUUGUGCCACAUUGAAGUUAAAUCCAGAUUAGCAACCGAACUGCUGACAGGGUUGUUUGGUGAGCGUGAGCGGUCAGCAUGUCGUCUUUCUCCGAGUCUGCGCUGGAGAAGAAGCUGUCUGAACUCAGUAACUCCCAGCAGAGUGUCCAGACUCUGUCUCUGUGGAUCAUUCACCACCGCAAACAUGCAGCACUCAUCGUCCGCGUCUGGCACAGAGAGCUGAAGAAGGCUAAAAGCAGCAGGAAGUUGACAUUCUUGUAUCUGGCCAAUGACGUGAUCCAGAACAGUAAGAAAAAGGGUCCAGAGUUUGCAAAAGACUUCGAAGGUGUCCUGAUCGAUGCCUGUUCACACGUGGCCAGAGAUGGAGACGAUGGCUGUAAAAAACAGAUGGAAAGAUUGUUGACUAUCUGGCAGGAGAGAAACCUUUAUCGUCCAGACUUCAUCCAGCAGCUCAAACUGACCAUCGAAGACUCCGAAAGUCCCAAACACAAAACCACAAGUCAGAAAAACGCAGAUGACAGAAAAAACUUAAAGCGGAGCUACCAGAAGGUCCAGGAGGAAGAAGAGGAGGAAGAUGAUGAUUACAGAGGUCAUUAUUCUCCCCGUGAGACGGACGCAGCUGCUCCACAGCUGACGGAGGACCUGGUGAAAGCGCUUCAGGAUCUAGAAAACGCUGCUUCUGGAGACGCCGCCGUCAGACAGAAGAUCGCAUCUCUUCCACAGGAGGUGCAGGACGUCUCUCUGCUGGAGAAGAUAACAGCAGAUAAACAGGCAGCAGAUAAGCUGUCAAAGACAGUGGACGAGGCCUGUCUGCUGCUGGCUGAAUAUAAUGGACGUCUGGCCGCGGAGCUGGAGGACCGCAGACAACUGGCCCGAAUGCUGACCGAAUACAUCCAGAGCCAGAAAGACGCGCUCAACGAAAGAGAAAAGAAGCUAGAGGAAUACAAGCAGAAACUGGCUCGUGUCACACAAGUGAGGAAGGAGCUGAAAUCGCACAUCCAGAGUCUUCCGGAUCUUUCUCUGCUCCCGAAUGUGACGGGCGGCCUGGCUCCGCUGCCGUCUGCCGGAGAUCUGUUUUCCACCGACUGAACAUUUCAUUUCUGAGACUCACAGACACUGGCAGAGCAGAGCAAAGCGGAUUAAUAAUAACAAUAACAAGCGUGUGGAGAUUUCAAAACUUCGCUGGUCCACCCAUCACUAAAUCCGACGCUGAGAUUUUGUUUUGCCGUGACUUUGCUGUGGAAAGCGACUCUCUUUUGCUUUGUCUGAUACCUGUAGGUUUUUAGUUUUUACUGCUCGGAUAAGAAUUUGGCUUCAUUUUGGUUUUGGGAGGAGACUAAAGAUGAGGAUUCAGUUUUAAACCCCCAUCACUGCUGUAGGCUGAUAUCUGGAGAAAUCAAUUAGGAAAACUGUGAUUUAUAUUUUGGUUACAAACUCGGAGGCGUUUGAUUAUUUUGCUGAUGAAACGCAACAGAUGCGCUCGUGUUUGUGAAGAAAGGAUAUACAGUCUGGUUGUGUUUUCUUCUGUGGUCACUGUAUGUUUUACAGUGUCUUUUCAUUAAAUACGACUGAACACAUUUAA